This is a messenger RNA of Cornus florida, 3676 nucleotides long. RefSeq names its product pre-mRNA-splicing factor ATP-dependent RNA helicase DEAH1-like. The transcript has 28 exons. The record is from RefSeq and is a predicted model, not a curated record. Lineage: Eukaryota; Viridiplantae; Streptophyta; Magnoliopsida; Cornales; Cornaceae. Bases 193 to 3348 code for a protein of 1051 amino acids. Gene Ontology annotation, molecular function: RNA binding; ATP hydrolysis activity. Gene Ontology annotation, cellular component: intracellular anatomical structure; catalytic step 2 spliceosome.
UCGGUUCGAAGGUUCUGUUUUUUUUUUUCAAAAACCCCAAUCCUAAUCGUCAUUGAUCCGGCAAUAGUUAACCGAUCUUUUAGAUUGUUGUAGUAAUUUUCUUUAUAUUUCACCGAUCGACCAGUCGUCAAUUCGUCGUUGAUCCGGCAAUCGUCGCUGUUCGUCAAUUUUUUUUGAUUUAACUCAGCACAAAUGGGGAGUGAUUUGAAGACGUGGGUUUCAGACAAGUUGAUCUCUCUUUUGGGAUUCUCGCAGCCUACAGUUGUCCAAUAUGUCAUUGGGUUAUCAAAGCAAGCUUCAUCUCCAACUGAGUUUGUUGGCAAGCUUGUAGACAUUGGAUUAUCAUCCACAAGUGAAACUCGUGCGUUUGCAGAAGAGAUUUUUGCGAAAGUUCCACAUAAAGCCUCUGGGUUGAGUCUUUAUCAGAGAAAAGAAAGAGAGGCGGCAAUGCUGGUAAGGAAGCAGAAGACUUACACAAUUUUGGAGGAUGAUGAUGAUGAUGGAGACGAUGUUGGUGGUGGUGUUGGCAAUAACUCUGUUGCAGCAGCUUCCCUGAGCAGAAAAACAGAUAACCGCAAGAAACGCUUCAGGAAGAAGACUGAAAACCAAGAAGAUGAAAAUGAUGAGAUAGUUGCAAAUGGGGAAGGGGAAAGACGAGUUAAAAGACGGGCUUCUGAGGAUGAGGAUGACGAUUCUGAGUCGGAGGAAGAAAGAUUGCGUGACCAAAGAGAGAGGGAGCAGUUAGAGCGCAAUAUAAGGGAACGGGAUGCAGCUGGGACAAAGAAGUUAACCGAGCCAAAAUUAACCAGAAGAGAAGAAGAAGAGGCAAUUCGGAGAUCUAAUGCUUUGGAGGAAGAUGACAUCAAUUCUUUAAGAAAAGUUUCAAGGCGAGAAUACUUGAAGAAAAGGGAGCACAAGAAACUGGAGGAGAUCAGAGAUGAUAUAGAAGAUGAACAGUAUCUAUUUCAGGGCGUUGACUUGACUGAAGUAGAACGUCGUGAGCUGAGAUACAAGAAAGAAAUAUAUGAGCUUGUUAAGAAGCGAUCUGAAGAGGCUGAUGAUGUUGCCGAGUAUAGGAUGCCCGAUGCGUAUGAUGAGGAAGGGGGUGUCAAUCAAGAGGGGAGGUUUUCUGUGGCUAUGCAGCGUUACAGGGACCCGAGUGCUGCAGAUAAAAUGAACCCGUUUGCAGAACAAGAAGCGUGGGAGGAGCAUCAGAUUGGAAAGGCAACUCUCAAGUUUGGUUCAAAAAAUAGAAAGCAAAUAGCUGAUGAUUAUCAGUUCGUGUUUGAAGACCAGAUUGAGUUCAUAAAGGCAUCGGUCAUGGAUGGUGCUAAUUUUGAAGAUAAGUUGUCCACCGAGUCAAUUGAAAAAUCUAUGGCAAAAUCAGCGUUUAUGAACCUUCAGGAUGAGAGAAAGACUUUACCCAUCUAUCCAUAUCGCGAUGAGUUACUCAAAGCUGUUGAGGAUCAUCAGGUCCUUGUCAUUGUUGGAGAGACGGGUUCUGGAAAGACUACUCAGAUACCCCAAUAUCUUCAUGAGGCUGGGUACACAAAGCGUGGAAAGGUUGGAUGUACUCAGCCACGGCGAGUUGCUGCUAUGAGUGUUGCUGCUCGAGUUUCUCAAGAAAUGGGUGUCAAACUUGGGCAUGAGGUUGGUUACUCUAUUCGUUUUGAAGAUUGCACUUCAGAAAAGACGAUUCUGAAAUAUAUGACUGAUGGAAUGUUAUUGCGAGAGUUCCUUGGCGAGCCUGAUCUGGCAAGCUACAGUGUGGUGAUGGUGGACGAAGCUCACGAAAGAACACUCUCGACCGAUAUUUUGUUCGGUUUAGUAAAGGAUAUUGCCCGGUUUCGUAAAGAUCUAAAGUUGCUCAUCUCAAGUGCGACUCUUGAUGCAGAGAAGUUCAGCGAUUAUUUCGAUUCUGCUCCAAUUUUUAAAAUACCUGGGAGGCGGUUUCCUGUUGAAAUUCACUACACAAAGGCACCAGAGGCUGAUUAUUUGGAUGCAGCAAUUGUUACGGCUCUUCAAAUUCAUGUGACACAAGAACCUGGUGAUGGUGAUAUACUGAUCUUCCUCACUGGCCAGGAGGAAAUUGAAACAGCUGAGGAGAUACUUAAACAUAGGACGAGGGGGCUAGGAACUAAAAUUGCAGAGUUGAUUAUAUGCCCAAUUUAUGCAAACCUCCCAACAGAGCUGCAGGCAAAAAUAUUUGAAACUACACCAGAAGGGGCGCGUAAGGUUGUCCUGGCAACAAACAUAGCUGAAACUUCAUUGACCAUUGAUGGGAUUAAAUAUGUAAUUGAUCCGGGAUUUUCCAAGAUGAAUUCUUAUAACCCACGGACUGGGAUGGAGUCAUUACUGGUCACUCCCAUCUCAAAAGCAUCUGCAAUGCAACGGGCUGGUCGAUCUGGACGAACAGGGCCUGGAAAGUGCUUUCGGUUGUAUACUGCCUACAACUAUUACAAUGACUUGGAAGAUAAUACCAUCCCUGAGAUACAACGCACCAAUCUUGCAAAUGUUGUGCUUACUCUUAAGAGCCUUGGGAUUCAUGACUUGCUGAAUUUUGACUUUAUGGACCCACCGCCAGCUGAAGCUUUACUGAAAGCCUUGGAACUGCUCUUUGCUCUGAGUGCACUCAAUAAGUUAGGUGAAUUGACAAAGGUUGGUAGAAGAAUGGCAGAGUUCCCUCUUGAUCCCAUGCUAUCUAAGAUGAUUGUGGCAUCAGAGAAAUACAAAUGCUCAGAUGAAAUUAUAUCGAUUGCUGCUAUGCUUUCUAUUGGAAACUCAAUCUUUUAUCGACCAAAGGAUAAACAAGUCCAUGCUGAUAAUGCGCGAUUGAAUUUUCACGCUGGGAAUGUUGGAGAUCAUAUUGCAUUGCUGAAGGUGUACAGUUCCUGGAAGGAAACCAAUUUCUCGACUCAGUGGUGUUAUGAAAAUUACAUCCAGGUCAGGAGUAUGAAGCGUGCAAGAGAUAUAAGAGACCAAUUGGAGGGGCUGUUGGAGAGAGUUGAAAUAGAAAUGACAUCAGACCCCAAUGAUCUAGAAGCAAUAAAGAAGGCUAUAACAUCAGGUUUUUUCCCCCAUUCUGCAAGGCUGCAGAAGAAUGGAUCUUAUCGAACGGUCAAACAUCCUCAGACUGUCUAUAUGCACCCCAGCGCUGGUUUAGCACAAGUGCUUCCAAGAUGGGUCAUCUACCAUGAACUGGUUCUGACAACCAAGGAAUACAUGCGGCAGAUCACUGAACUAAAACCUGAGUGGCUGGUGGAAAUAGCUCCUCAUUAUUACCAGUUGAAAGAUGUCGAAGAUCCGGGAGCAAAGAAAAUGCCUCGUGGAGAAGGACGUGCAUCCUAAAAGGCCUCACAUCUUGGGAUUGAGAUUUAGUGUGUUCCUGAGGAACACGAUCUGGGAUGCUGAGUGAGAGGAAUAGGCAAAUAGGGAAGUGUAAAUACAAUGUGCAAAUUUGUAGAUGUACUUUUAACCCAAAACAAUUUUCCGUCAUUAAUCUUUCAUACACACAUUAUGUUCCCACUGUAAAGGCCAUCAUUUGUCAUUCUAUUUAUUUACCAUUCUGUAUACUAUUUCCUUUUUUUAAUGCUAGGCAUGGUCAUAUUUUGAAUGUAGACUGAAAUUCGGGUUUUGAGAUGUAUGAUAAGAGAAUUUUUCUGGACUUGCUUUCAUA